AUGGCCUGGGAUGCCGGCUACGAGUUCGACAUUUGCUUCACCUCGGUACAGAAACGAGCCAUCCGUACCCUCUGGACUGUCCUGGAUGCCAUCGAUCAGAUGUGGUUACCCGUUAUCCGAACCUGGCGCCUGAAUGAAAGGCACUACGGGGCUCUCACUGGCUUGAAUAAGGCCGAGACGGCAGCAAAGCAUGGUGAGGCACAGGUGAAGAUCUGGAGGCGCUCGUACGACAUCCCUCCGCCACCCAUGCAGUCCGAUCACCCCUUCUACAGCACCAUCAGCAAGGACCGUCGCUACGCUGACCUGACAGAGGACCAGCUGCCGACAUGCGAGAGCCUGAAGGACACCAUCGCUCGGGCUCUGCCUUUCUGGAAUGAGGAAAUCGUCCCACAGAUCAAAGAGGGAAAGCGAGUCCUCAUUGCUGCCCAUGGCAAUAGCCUUCGUGGGAUCGUCAAGCACCUGGAAGGCAUGUCGGAAGAGGCCAUCAUGGAGCUGAACUAG
Charadrius vociferus (killdeer) is the source of this 501-nucleotide messenger RNA. RefSeq names its product phosphoglycerate mutase 1 (brain) (gene PGAM1). The record is from RefSeq and is a predicted model, not a curated record. The transcript is spliced from 4 exons. Gene Ontology annotation, molecular function: intramolecular phosphotransferase activity. NCBI's taxonomy places the organism in Eukaryota, Metazoa, Chordata, Aves, Charadriiformes, Charadriidae. Gene Ontology annotation, biological process: glycolytic process. Bases 1 to 501 code for a protein of 166 amino acids.